Molecule: messenger RNA, 963 nt
Organism: Exophiala aquamarina CBS 119918
Lineage: Eukaryota; Fungi; Ascomycota; Eurotiomycetes; Chaetothyriales; Herpotrichiellaceae
Exons: 2
Coding region: 1-963 (320 amino acids)
Molecular function (GO): dioxygenase activity
Source: RefSeq, a predicted model, not a curated record
AUGGCAACGCCAAUUCCUGUCGUGUCAUUCGAGAAGUUCCUCAUAGGAGACCGAAUUGACCAAAAAGAGGUAGCAAAGAAGGUUUACGACGCCUUCUCGACGGUAGGCUUCAUCUACCUCAAGGACCAUGGGAUCCCGCAAACGAGAGUAGACGAAAUCUUCGAGCUGAGCAAAGCUUUCUUUUCUCUGCCUCUAGAAGACAAGCUCAAAUAUAAACUUGCCGAAGUCCACGUCAAUCAAGGAUAUACGGCCGACGGCGCGGAAGGGAUUAAUGACCACAAGGAGUGCUAUGAGCAUCGACGCUUUAGCAAUAAGCUAUGCCCACAGCAGUCCGAACUUCCUAACUUCAAGUCCACGCUCGACGACUUCUACAAUCAAUGCCUCAAACUAGCGAUGAAUGUUCUCAAGUGCCUUGCCAUGGUGAUGGGCCUGGGUGAUGAUUUCUUUGAGCCCAUCACUAAGCGUGCGGACCCACAACUCCGUCUUAUCCAUUAUCCAGAGUUAGACCGCCAGGUCAUCGAAGAACUUGGGCAUGCGCGGAUCAUGGCACAUACGGAUUUUGGCCUUUGCACUCUGUUGUUUCAGGACCAGGUUGGCGGAUUGGAGAUCGAUCCAUGGCACGAGGACAAAUUUGUACCGGCACCUCCCAUCCCGGGAACCAUACUGGUCAAUAUCGCGGAUCUGCUACACCGUUAUACCAAUGGGAGGGUCAAGUCGACAAGGCACCGGGUCGUGGGCCCUUCGGUCGAAAAGUAUUCCGGUGGGAAGUUGCCGGCACGGUACAGCAUUCCAUUCUUCGUGCACCCUGAUCCAGAGACCAUGAUUGAUCCCAUCACCCUCAGCGAAGGCGAAAAGAAAUUAUACGAACCGGUUCAUGCUGGAGAAUGGCGCAAUUGGCAUACCGCAACGAACUAUCGUUUGAAGCAGACUGAGAACAUAGCCCAGGCCACCCCAGCGGCAUGA